UUAAAGUAAGUAAAAAUAAACAACACAUUAUCAAGCCAGCAAAUGUUUGCCCUGUGUUAUCGUCAUCUUUUACUCUGAGUCCUCAGAGUCCAAUGUCUUUUAAUUUGUUUUUUCAUUAGGUGGCUUUGAAAUAUGUCACGAAGACCCGGAACAUGAAAUGUUUAUUAAUUCCUGAUCAUCCAAAACCCCUUCCAAAAGAGAUUGCUCUUACCAUCCUAGCAAAUAAAGGUCCCAGCGUGCCAGAGGUCAUCAGCCUGCUGGACUGGCAGGACCGCCCUGACCACUUUGUUAUGGUCCUGGAAUGUCCCUCUCCUUGUGAGAAUCUUGUACAGUUCAUGAGGCGUCACGGUGGAAGACUCAAAGAAGAGAAGGCACGGCAUAUCAUGAGGCAGGCGGCUCACGCUGCGAACGUGUGCUGCCUUCGCGGAGUACUCCACCGUGACAUAAAACUACAUAACCUACUGAUUAACCGGGAGACAUCCGAAGUCAAGCUGAUUGACUUCGGAUGUGGGGACAUGAUGAGGAGUUUGCCGUACAGGUCAUACUCUGGUAUGUAUUAUAUAAUUAAUUUAUCCUGAGCUAAUGGAUACAGAAAAAAAAUCAUGUUGCGUUAAUGCAAACUUACACAUCAGACAAAACCUCUUUUCCUCCAGGAACAGCGGUGUACUCCCCUCCAGAGUUCCGUGUCAGGGGGAUGUACAACGGGAGGCAGGCGACAGCAUGGUCACUAGGGGUUCUGAUGUUCGUGAUGCUGUGUGGACAUUUCCCUAGUGGUUGUGAUCUGUUGCUGCUGAAACAGAAGCGCUGGUCCAAACACAACCUGUCAAAAGGUGAGAUCUAAGAAUGAAACAAUUCGCAAUCAUACAAAACAUCGUAACAUGAUCAAAUAGAGCAGAUGUAAAGUUUAAGGUUAUAAUCCGUCUUCUUGUACAGAAUGCUGUCAACUGCUCAGUGCUCUCCUGCAGGACAA
This is a messenger RNA of Rhinichthys klamathensis goyatoka, 970 nucleotides long. RefSeq names its product serine/threonine-protein kinase pim-1-like. Gene Ontology annotation, biological process: protein autophosphorylation; regulation of mitotic cell cycle; negative regulation of apoptotic process. The record is from RefSeq and is a predicted model, not a curated record. The coding region runs from base 153 to 578 and encodes 141 amino acids. Gene Ontology annotation, molecular function: protein serine/threonine kinase activity; ATP binding. Gene Ontology annotation, cellular component: cytoplasm. The transcript is spliced from 2 exons. NCBI's taxonomy places the organism in Eukaryota, Metazoa, Chordata, Actinopteri, Cypriniformes, Leuciscidae.